Messenger RNA from Polyodon spathula (Mississippi paddlefish), 1091 nucleotides. RefSeq names its product rRNA 2'-O-methyltransferase fibrillarin-like. NCBI's taxonomy places the organism in Eukaryota, Metazoa, Chordata, Actinopteri, Acipenseriformes, Polyodontidae. The record is from RefSeq and is a predicted model, not a curated record. Gene Ontology annotation, biological process: box C/D sno(s)RNA 3'-end processing; rRNA methylation. Gene Ontology annotation, cellular component: box C/D methylation guide snoRNP complex; small-subunit processome; nucleolus. Gene Ontology annotation, molecular function: RNA binding; histone H2AQ104 methyltransferase activity; rRNA methyltransferase activity. The coding region runs from base 100 to 1074 and encodes 324 amino acids. The transcript has 9 exons.
GUGUGUGCAGAUGGGAGCGCAGCGGCUCACACUGAGAGCGGACAGCGAGCUGCAAGCAAAGCAUCCACACCUCGCAGGGACUAACAAACCAUCCGCGACAUGAGGCCAGGAUUCAGCCCUCGAGGAGGAGGAUUUGGGAACAGAGGCCGCGGUGGGUUCGGAGACCGGGGCGGCCGCGGAGGAUUCGGAGACCGAGGGGGCCGCGGAGGAUUCGGAGACCGGGGGGGCCGCGGCCGAGGAGGAUUUCGGGGAGGCAGCAGAGGCGGGUUCAGGUCCCCGGGAGGUGAAGGAGGAUUUCGGGGGGGUCGCGGGACGCCCCGUGGAGGAAGAGGGGGUCGAGGGGGCUUCAGAGGAGGAAAGAGGGUCACGGUGGAGCCCCACAGACACGAAGGAGUCUUCAUCUGCCGUGGGAAGGAAGAUGCUUUGGUCACUAAGAACAUGGUGGUGGGGGACUCUGUGUACGGAGAGAAGAGGAUCAACGUGGAGGAAGGAGAGACGAAGAUUGAGUACAGAGCGUGGAACCCGUUCCGUUCUAAACUGGCGGCCGCGAUCCUGGGAGGAGUGGAUCAGAUUCACAUCAAACCCGGGGCUCGGGUCAUGUACCUCGGAGCCGCCUCGGGAACCACGGUGUCGCACGUCUCGGACAUCGUAGGACCGGAGGGGCUGGUGUACGCAGUGGAGUUCUCUCACAGGUCUGGCAGAGACCUCCUCAACGUGGCCAAGAAGAGAACCAACAUCAUCCCCAUCAUUGAAGAUGCCCGACACCCACACAAGUACAGGAUGCUCGUGGGCAUGGUGGAUGUGAUCUUCGCGGACGUUGCUCAGCCUGACCAGACCAGGAUCGUCGCCCUCAAUGCGCACAACUUCCUGAAGAACGGAGGCCACUUUGUCAUCUCCAUUAAGGCGAACUGUAUCGACUCGACUGCAGCCCCGGAAGCAGUGUUUGCGGCUGAGGUGAAGAAGAUGACUCAGGAGAAUAUGAAGCCCCAGGAGCAGCUCACGCUGGAGCCCUACGAGAGGGACCACGCUGUGGUCGUGGGAGUCUACAGGCCACCACCCAAGCAGAAGAAAUGAAUCUCCUGGGGGGGGAA